Esox lucius (northern pike) is the source of this 2171-nucleotide messenger RNA. RefSeq names its product serine/threonine-protein kinase NIM1. Gene Ontology annotation, biological process: protein phosphorylation; intracellular signal transduction; microtubule cytoskeleton organization. NCBI's taxonomy places the organism in Eukaryota, Metazoa, Chordata, Actinopteri, Esociformes, Esocidae. Gene Ontology annotation, cellular component: cytoplasm. The record is from RefSeq and is a predicted model, not a curated record. Gene Ontology annotation, molecular function: tau-protein kinase activity; ATP binding; protein serine/threonine kinase activity. Bases 441 to 1838 code for a protein of 465 amino acids. The transcript is spliced from 4 exons.
GAAUGCUCUGCCUCAGUGGGAGGAGCCAGACACAGAGGGGAUUAUGGGUCUUGACAUAGCAGAAAGGCACUGUCUUGCUGACAGCACUACCUGACAGGACAGACCAGCUCACAGAGAGUGAGAGAGCGUGUGAGAGAGAGAGGGAGAGAAUAACUAGGUUCACUGGCGGAGAGUUCGUCCAUUUUUAUCCACCAAAGCUUGGUCAUCUAACUAAGAGACACUUGCGUAAAAUAUGUUAUUGAUUAAUCCAUGUAAAUUGUCUCCCGUUGCAUUCCACCUGUGUGUGAAGAGGAUUUCCCAAAUCCCCCAGGACCAACAUUGACUAAGUAAAACAACAAUAAGAGAAAUAACUACUACUACAAUUAGGUUAGUCUCUGAGUGUUAGGAACGUCUAGGUACUGUGUCUUACCUUCUGGGGCAGCACACAUAAUCCAUCAGAUAUGUUUCAGAACCAGAGAAAAAGCAUCAGAGCUGUGAGGAGUAACAGGACAGCCACUAAAGAGAACGAGAUAUGGGACAAUGCUCAGCACACCAUAGCUCUGAGGUGUGGAGACCAGAAGGACAGAUUAAAGGAGGAGAUCAUCAAGAAGAACAUUGAAGAGAACCAGCUGAGGUCUGGUGGAGAGGAGGUGGAGGAGGUUGAGCAGGAGAAGCCGAUGAGACACAGUGUGUUUGAGAAAGCGGUCUACAACCUGGCACACACUGAAAAAAUUAUGAAUGAUCUGACAUUUGGAAGAAGGAUAUCCUUCUACGAGCUGAAAGGGGAGAUCGGCUUUGGAAACUUCUCCCAGGUCAAACUGGGCAUCCAUGACUUGACCAAAGAGAGAGUGGCAGUUAAGAUACUAGAUAAAGUCAAACUGGACAAGAGAUCCCACACGUUGUUUGCCUCAGAAAUAGGCUGCAUGGAAAGGCUGUCUCACCCGAACAUAGUGUAUCUGUAUGAGGUGAUUGAGACGUUUAAACGCCUGUACCUGGUGAUGGAGUAUGCUGGCGGAGGAGACCUGUUCUCUCGCAUUGCCACCAGGGGGAGACUCUCGGACCUGGAGAGUAAACUCAUCUUUGCCCAGAUACUGGCAGCAGUUCAACACAUGCACGACAACAAUAUAGUGCACAGGGACCUAAAGGCUGAGAAUGUGUUCUGCACAACGGCCUACUGCAUCAAGGUGGGCGACUUCGGCUUCAGCACCUGCUUGCGACCCGGCAACUUCCUCACCACCUUCUGCGGCUCCCCUCCGUACGCUGCCCCGGAGCUCUUCAAGGACAAGGGCUACCUGGGUCAGUCAGCUGACAUUUGGGCCCUGGGUGUAUUACUGUACUUCAUGACCACCGCCAUGCUGCCUUUCAACGCUGCCAACCUCAGUAAGCUGAAGGCUUGCAUCCUGCUGGGCUCCUACACCAUCCCAGCCUACGUGUCGGAACCCUGCCACCGCGUCAUCCAGGGAAUCUUGAGGCCUGUGCCUGCGGACCGUCUCAGCCUGACCCAUAUUAUGACCUCCGCUUGGCUUAAAGGUGUUGAAUAUCCCCAGGUUUACCCCUCCACCCGUCUGACCCCAGCCCUCCUGGCCGAGCCUUCACGGGUACUGGGGUCUGACGAGCUGAGUGUGAAGACAGCCCUGGAGGACCUGGGCAUUACAGAGAGCCACUUAGUGAACAACGCCGGUCAGGACCUGAGGAGCCCUGUGACAGGCACCUAUAGGAUCUUACUGCACCGUAUCCAGAAGAGAAAGGCAGUGGAGGCUGUGGGAUACAAUGCUAUCUGUCCCAAAGACUUCCAGAUGAAGAGACGCUGGAGCGAGGGAAAUCUGAUAAAACCCUCUGCUGUAUGCAUCAUCAUGUAGAGGGUUGAGGUUGAUAGCCGUGGUGAUAUGGUGUGUCACCGUGUAAAUCAUCCAAUCAGAUUCAAAUAUCAAAUGUUACACUAACGUAUAAGCUUCUUGGUUGUUUUGUUUUCAGGAGGCAGCAGUCAGCAGUUAGCCUAGCCAGCAGUUAUGGAGUCAAACUGCAACCGAAAGGUUUGCCAGAUUGAAUCCCAAUCUACAAUUGUAUAUUAACGGAAAUAUUGUAUAUUAUUUGUAUCUACAGAUUUUUUGGGAGGGUUAUUUGUUAUAUGUCAGGUAUGUUAUUAUUUGCAUUAAAGUACUUUUUUCACAUUAAAGGAAUAUAAUAAGUUA